AAGUGCCCGCGCGGCAGGGCGCUCUGCCGCUCCCCCGUCCGCGAGCGUGCCCUAUGCGGGCAGCCCCGCACGGCGCGUGCGGGGCGCUCGAGCGCAGACGCCGCCGGCGGGCCUGCCGCCCAAGAGGCCGUCGCCUUCAGAGCUCCGUCCUCGGCGCCUCUGCCGAGGCGGCGGACCCCCGGCGAGCCGCAGCCGGCGCGUCAGCCAUGCUGGGGAGUUGCACGAGGCUGCAGGCCGGCGUGCAGCCGAACGCUAUCGCGUACACAUAG
Messenger RNA from Prorocentrum cordatum, 269 nucleotides. The record is from the annotation of a GenBank genome assembly. Lineage: Eukaryota; Dinophyceae; Prorocentrales; Prorocentraceae.